AGAGACGGAGAGGCAGAGCGGCAUCUUCCAUCAAGGUACCAUCUCUCCAACAGCUGCAAGAUCAUCUUCAUCAGAGCUGCAGAAGGCGAGGCAGCGGAAAGCUGACUUAAACAAAAUCAAGAGGUUCCCCUUCAUCGGCAACACAGCUCUCUGUCGGGUGAUCCGCCGCCUCCAACAUGUUCCGUCCCCUGUUCUACCUGAGCUUGCUCGUGGCCCUGACAGGUGCCGAUGCGGGGGGUUCAGGUGCUCCUAAGAGUUUUUCUCUGCCACAUACGUACAACUUCAGCUCAUGUCCCCUCAACUUCUAUGGGAUCAAAUACACCUCUUUCACCGCGGAAAAAUUCGGCUCGACCAUUCGUUUCUGUUUUGGCUUAAACUGCACUGAUGCAAUGACUGAUAAUGAUGGCUCUGGAGAUACUGGAGUUACUUUUCAAACUGGACAACCUGAUGAUGAUCUUGAUAAAGCAAUAAAGGAAAAGAUGUCCACUAACGAAGAACAAAUGAAGUGCUUUUUGAAAAUGACUUAUUCUACCCAUAAAGGUUCUUGGAACACUUUUUUUUUUGUGCAAUACGAGACCCGAUCAUUUGUGGGAGUUCAGAACAGUGCCACCAAACCAGAUGAUUCUCUUGACAAUGCUCCUUCUUUAGACGUGGUCUUAGACAUGAGUGGAUGCAGAACCGAAGCAGAUGUUUUUAUCAGCCCUGGAGAGGAGGAGUACGAUGACGACACCUGUGUAACUUACUCUUGCAGUUCUGAAAGCGUCUUAUCAGUUAAAGGUUGUCCUGAAAAUCACCAUUGUGAUGGUAAUGGCACGUGCAUCCCGUACAGGAUCUGCACUUUGACCGGACCCACUGUGAUCAACGGCGACGGCGACGUCACCACUGUGGAGGAUCGCUGCACGUACACUCUGAUGUCAGAUAAUGACCUCGUCUCAGAAUUUGAAGUGCUGGCCAGCUACAAGGACCGACGUCGCACAGAUGUGAGCUUUCUGGACAGUGUAACACUGAAAAACGGUGUUGAGGUUCUCCUGGAACAAGGUGGGACAGUCAAGGUGGACGGUUCAGCGGUGGAGCUCACCAGUUCAUUGCAAGACCAUGGUGAUGGUGUUAAACUCUCCAAGACCGAAGCUGGAGUCUUUGCCAAACUGAAACUGAACGAUUCGGUAGAAGUGACUGUGUUCUUUGAUGGAAACACUGCGCAGCUCAAAACUACAUCAGGAUUCGGUUAUUAUCCACCAGGUGGUUUGUGUGGAGACGACGACAAAGCAUCUUCAACCAACCAGACCGCGUCCGGCAGCUGUUGGAAUAUGCCCACAGAAACCAGUAACCUGCCAGUCGACUGUGACGCAAUUAAGGAACGCUGCAACAUCCUGAUGAAGGAACCCUUCUCCUCCUGUCACGCCACCGUCAACCCAGCGCCCUACAUAACUGCCUGCAGUGACACCGUGUGUCAAUAUCCUGAUGAGGACGGCCUCAUGUGUCAGUUCCUGGAGGCCUACGCCAGAGCCUGCAGCCUGGUGAACAUCCAACUGGAGGAAUGGAGGUCCAACCAGAAGUGCUCUACGUCUCAGAUCGUUUGUGAGAGUCCUUGCAGUGAUAAUGAGUUCUGUGGACUGGUCAGCGGUAGCCCCACCUGCCUCUGUAGAUCCAUUUUUGCCUCCGCUUACAGAAGUUCAAACAAUCUGGGUGACCCGACGGUCUGCAUAGGGGACUCAGCUUCACUCACUCUGGUGGGUUGUCUCCUGGCGGAGAAAGGUAUUGACUAUUCCACCUUACACCUCAACAACAAAACGUGCACUGGUGUCAUGGACGAUGAGAGCCACAUGGUGACCUUCAGCUUCGACAACGACAACUGCGGGACGUUGGUGGAGAAAGAAGAAAGCAAAGUGUCGUACAAGAACACCAUCCAAACCACGUCCAGCUCCUCCUCCUCCGUCAUCACUCGCCACAACGAGGUCAAGAUUGACUUCUCCUGCAUCCACGUUGAACCAAAAAUCAAGACUAUGAGCUUCACAAUCAAGGACAGCUCCGUCUCCCAGGAGGUCACAUCUGAGGUGGCUUCUAGUUUCACGGUGACGAUGAGCGCCUACACGGACGCCGAACACACACAAGCUGUGGACUCCGACACCGAGGUGCUGCUGGACCAGAAGAUCUGGGUGGAGCUGACGAGCGACGGGCUGGAUGAAAACUUGGUCGCCAUGGUGAUCGACUCCUGCUGGGCCACCGGCCAGGAAGCGUCUGACAGCGACGUGAAAUAUGACCUGAUCAAGGACGGCUGUGCAAACAAAGACGACUCGACGGUGCAGGUGGAGGGAAACGGAGAAGGAACCUCCAGCUAUUUCUCUUUCAGCAUGUUUGAGUUCACGGGCAGCUCUAGUGCCGUCUACCUGCACUGCCAAAUCCACCUGUGCGUCAAAGACAACAACAACAACUGUUUGCCGGAUUGUUCUGGGGGAGGAUCUGGAAGAAAGCGCAGAUUUGCCUUGUCCAGAUCCAGAUACGGCAGGUCAGCUCGCAGGGCUGUGGCUCCCGCCUUCAUCAGCAUGGCAUGGACUAAAUAGGUGGUUACCAUGGUGAUACGGACUGACUAACAGGCUGCCGACCCCCGUCUGGAUCCCCGACUCGUGUCUGGUCCUGAUCCUGAUCACGGACGUGUGAAAGGAAGAGCUCAGAUCCUGCUGCUGCCAUGAAGUUUUGUUAACUCGUAAAGCAACAAAAAGCAGCCACGAAAGACACAGAAUUAUGAGAACAGGACCAAACUGUCAUCAGACACAUGUCACAGACCCUCUUUUAUCUCUUUUAGUCGUAAUUGGUGAAGGGAAGUGUGUUACAUUUGAUUUAAACCAAAUCUACAUUCUACCAUCCAGGUAGAAUCAGAUAUUAAUCAGAUAUGAGAUUUAUUAUCAUAUCCUAUUAAUCAAUACCUUCAUAUUAAUCAGCUUUUAGAAAGGUGUUGUUCAGGGUGAAACUAUUAAAAAGGGUAGUAAUACAAGUUCUUCUUACUUUUAGGACACUUUACAGUAAACACAGACCAGUUCAUUAUAGUCUAAUUAAGAAUCAGAUAUGAGAUUGAUUAUCAUAUCCUAUUAAUUAAUACCUUCAUAUUAAUCAGCUUUUAGAAAGGUGUUGUUCAGGGUGAAACUAUUAAAAGGGGUAGUAAUACAAGUUCUUCUUACUUUUAGGACACUUUACAGUAAACACAGACAAGUUCGUUAUAGUCUAAUUAAAAAUCAGAUAUUAAUCAGAUAUGAGAUUGAUUAUCAUAUCCUAUUAAUCAAUACCUUCAUAUUAAUCAGCUUUUAGAAAGGUGUUGUUCAGGGUGAAACUAUUAAAAAGGGUAGUAAUAUAAGUUCUUCUAACUUUUAGGACACUUUACAGUAAACACAGACCAGUUAAUUAUAGUCUAAUUAAGUACAGAUCAAUUAAUUCCAACAGACUGAACCACAAACUGUAGAAGUGAGUGUUCUGAUGUCCAGGGACAGAGACACUCGCUGCAUGAACCGCAAAACUGUCAGCUUCUUAAGGUGGACAUACUUUUAGACCGGAAAGAUUUAGUGGGGUGUCGUCUGCAUAAAAGGACAUUCAUCAUUUAUUACAUACAUUUUCUGCUCAGCAAGACUUUAAUCUGCAGCCGUGCAGCGAUCAUUGAAUGAUUCAUCUGGAACACAAGUUCAGUCCUUCUUCUCAGAAAGAUUCUCAGAGAAACUUCAAGGUGCUUUUUUAGCAGUAGUUUCAUUUUUCUGGUGUUUUGAAACAAGAGCGUCUGUUACAGUUCAGUUGAAGCUGAAACAUGUCACUGUUUCUUCACGCUUUUACUUUUCUUUAUCAUUUUUAUUGUUUGUUCUGCAUCCAAAGACCAAAAAAAAAUAAAAAGGUGGUGGUAAAAUUCAAA
Molecule: messenger RNA, 3892 nt
Organism: Cololabis saira (Pacific saury)
Lineage: Eukaryota; Metazoa; Chordata; Actinopteri; Beloniformes; Belonidae
Product: pancreatic secretory granule membrane major glycoprotein GP2-like
Exons: 20
Coding region: 177-2561 (794 amino acids)
Source: RefSeq, a predicted model, not a curated record